AGAGUAUUGGCGCUCUACGUUCGUCCUCAUCUCGUGUCGAGUAAAAGUCGGCAGAGUACCGCUAUAUAAGCACACGACCUCCGCCGCAGGAGCACUCACCAGCCAGCCGUCACCCCGAACACAUCGCAAUGGCACAGAGAACCCUCAUGACGCUAGCGGUCGCGCUGUUGGCAACAGUGGCUGCCGAGCCCCCGGUGGGCUACAGCUACGCGGCGCCCUCACUGGGGCACGGCUCCGGAAGCUCCGUGCUCAGUUCAGGCGGCCACUACCACUCCGUGCCGGUCGGCCACCAGUCCUCGGAGGGCUACCACAUCGACCCACAUCUACUUGAGAAGAUCCGCCACAUCAUCCUGAAGGACGAGAUCCAGAACCAGGCCUACCAGUCAGCGUCUUCCUCCCACGGUAUUUCCUCGCACUACGGCGCGCCCGCGCCCGUGUACGGUGUCCCCCACGACCGUGUGGUCGGCGUGGAGCUAGAGUCUCUUCAGCAGGGCAUCCAGGUCGCGCAGUACCACCAGGCCGUGGAGGACUACUCCGGCGGUUACAGCGGUGGCUACUCUGGCUACUCCAGUGGCGGUAACGGCUACUCCAGCGGCGGCCACGGCUACGCCUCUUACUCUGCCCCCUCAUCCGGCUACGCCACCAUCGGCGCCCCAUCCGGCUCAUACGGCGUGCCUUCCCCCUCCUCCUCCUACGGCGUGCCGCACUGAACCGAUAGUCAGAUAUAAUGGAUAUAGACGUUGUUGUAUUAUAUUUGUUGUAAGUUUCUGUAAAUAAAUUCUGUUUUGUAGUAA
This is a messenger RNA of Leptidea sinapis, 794 nucleotides long. RefSeq names its product prisilkin-39-like (gene CPG14). The transcript is spliced from 2 exons. Lineage: Eukaryota; Metazoa; Arthropoda; Insecta; Lepidoptera; Pieridae. Bases 129 to 710 code for a protein of 193 amino acids. The record is from RefSeq and is a predicted model, not a curated record.